Molecule: messenger RNA, 216 nt
Organism: Parnassius apollo (apollo)
Lineage: Eukaryota; Metazoa; Arthropoda; Insecta; Lepidoptera; Papilionidae
Source: the annotation of a GenBank genome assembly
AUGGAUUCUGAUAGACAAGGUUCAGCGGGUACAUCAAGAGUAAGGAUUGUGACCCGACAAUACUUGUUUGACCUCAUGAAGAACGAAAAUUUGCUUAAUUUAGAUGCCAAAUUAAAUUUUCUAAAAGAUAAACUUUUGUCAUGUGAAGGUUACAAUGAAGACCAAAUUGUUAGUUUGAAACGUGGUUUUGCCCAUUUCAAAUCAGAAAUGAAAUAA